Messenger RNA from Aspergillus terreus NIH2624, 2058 nucleotides. RefSeq names its product 1,4-alpha-glucan branching enzyme GLC3. The transcript has 7 exons. Bases 1 to 2058 code for a protein of 685 amino acids. The record is from RefSeq and is a predicted model, not a curated record. NCBI's taxonomy places the organism in Eukaryota, Fungi, Ascomycota, Eurotiomycetes, Eurotiales, Aspergillaceae. Gene Ontology annotation, biological process: glycogen biosynthetic process. Gene Ontology annotation, molecular function: 1,4-alpha-glucan branching enzyme activity; cation binding; hydrolase activity, hydrolyzing O-glycosyl compounds. Gene Ontology annotation, cellular component: cytoplasm.
AUGGCUUCACCCCACGCGGUCGACAGCCCCCCUGAUGGCACCGGCGUGAUCAAGCUCGAUCCAUGGCUGGAGCCGUUCCGCGACGCUCUGCGAGAGCGAUUCGCGCUCGUCGAAGGCUGGAUCAAGACCAUCAACGACACAGAAGGCGGGUUGGACCAAUUCAGCCGGGGCUACGAGAAGUUCGGGCUCAAUGCCAACGCCAACGGCGACAUCACAUACCGGGAAUGGGCUCCCAAUGCUGUCCAGGCAUCUCUUGUUGGGGAGUUCAAUAACUGGGACGUCGAGGCCCAUCCCAUGACAAAGAACGACUUUGGUGUGUGGGAGCUUACAAUUCCAGCCAAAGAUGGCGCCCCUGCGAUUCCUCACGAUAGUAAAAUCAAGAUCACCAUGGUCAUCCCCAGCGGCGAACGCAUCUACCGCAUGCCCGCCUGGAUCAAACGCGCCGUCCAGGACCUCAGCGUCUCGCCAACCUACGACUCCGUCUUCUGGAACCCCCCAGCCGACCAGAAAUACCACUUCCAGCACGCGCGCCCCAAGAAGCCGCAGAGCCUGCGCAUCUACGAAGCCCACGUGGGCAUCUCGUCGCCGGAAACCCGCGUCGCCACGUACAAGGAGUUCACGGCGACGAUGCUGCCGCGCAUCCAGUACCUGGGGUACAACGCGAUCCAGCUGAUGGCGGUAAUGGAGCACGCCUACUACGCCAGCUUCGGGUACCAGGUGAACAACUUCUUCGCGGCGAGCAGCCGGUACGGCACGCCGGAGGAUCUCAAGGAGCUGGUGGACACGGCGCACAAGAUGGGGCUCGUCGUGCUGCUGGACGUGGUGCACAGCCAUGCGUCCAAGAACGUCCUCGAUGGGCUGAACAUGUUCGACGGCACUGAUCAUCUGUAUUUCCACGAGGGCGCCAAAGGCCGCCACGACCUCUGGGACAGCCGGCUGUUCAACUACGGGAACCACGAGGUGCUGCGCUUCCUGUUGAGCAACCUGCGCUUCUGGAUGGAGGAGUACGGCUUCGAUGGGUUCCGCUUCGACGGCGUCACCAGCAUGCUCUACACCCACCACGGAAUCGGAACCGGCUUCUCCGGCGGCUACCACGAGUACUUCGGCCCCGCCGUCGACGCCGAAGGCGUCAUGUACCUCACGCUGGCGAAUGAGAUGCUCCACGCGCUCUACCCGGACUGCAUCACUGUAGCCGAGGACGUCUCAGGCAUGCCAGCGCUCUGUCUCCCGCACGCCCUCGGCGGCGUCGGCUUCGACUACCGCCUCGGCAUGGCCAUCCCGGACAUGUACAUCAAACUGCUGAAAGAGAAAUCCGACGACGAAUGGGACAUGGGCAACCUAGCCUUCACCCUGACAAACCGGCGCUACGGCGAAAAGACCAUCGCCUACGCCGAGAGCCACGACCAAGCCCUGGUCGGCGACAAAACCCUCAUGAUGUGGCUCUGCGACAAAGAGAUGUACACGAACAUGUCAGUCCUAACCGAGCUAACGCCCACCAUCGCGCGCGGCAUGUCGCUGCACAAGAUGAUCCGGCUGGUGACCCACGCCCUCGGCGGCGAGGGCUACCUCAACUUCGAGGGCAACGAAUUCGGGCACCCGGAGUGGCUCGAUUUCCCGCGCGCGGGCAACAACAACUCGUUCUGGUACGCGCGGCGCCAGCUCAACCUCACCGAGGACCACCUCCUGCGGUACGGGCAGCUGAACGAGUUCGACCGCGGCAUGCAGCACGCCGAGGCGAAGUACGGGUGGCUGCAUGCGCCGCCGGCGUACAUCAGUCUCAAGCACGAGGUCGACAAGGUGCUGGUAUUCGAGCGGGCCGGCUUACUCUGGGUGUUUAAUUUCCAUCCGACGGAGAGCUUUACGGAUUAUCGGGUGGGUGUGGACGUUGCGGGCACGUAUCGCAUUGUGCUGGAUACCGAUGAUGAGGCGUUUGGUGGGUUUGGACGGAAUCGCAAGGAUACGAGAUUCUUUACUACGGAUCUGGAGUGGAAUGGGAGGAAGAACUAUGUGCAGGUUUAUCUGCCGAGUCGGACUGCCCUGGUAUGUUUUGUUCAUUGA